Pecten maximus is the source of this 3563-nucleotide messenger RNA. RefSeq lists its product as uncharacterized. The record is from RefSeq and is a predicted model, not a curated record. The coding region runs from base 233 to 1147 and encodes 304 amino acids. Lineage: Eukaryota; Metazoa; Mollusca; Bivalvia; Pectinida; Pectinidae. The transcript is spliced from 8 exons.
CCGAGUUGAACUCGAUGAAAUGUGACAUACCAUUUCCUAUAGAUUAUCUGUGUUUACCUGUGCCGGGCAGAACACACAGACUCCACGUUCAGACUCAGACUUUCGUCGGUUGUAAACAGGCCUACCCAUCACCAUGUCACGCUUAUUGUCACUGUGCGGAUAACUUUGUAAAUAACCACAGUCACCAGAUUCUAACAUCGUAUCAUCACCUGUCUAAAACCAGAGCCUCGACAUGGGUUGUGGGCCGUCCCACCUUGUUAAUGGCGAAGAGGGAGGAGCCACAAACACACCACGUGACAAACCUAAACCACAAGAAACCAAAAAUUUAUCCAAUGGCCACCCCCCAGCAGUGAACGAAAAUAACGCAAGGAAUAAACAGAUCAAGAACAGCACGGACACAAAUGACAACCGAAAUGAUGUCAUCACAAACAAUCAACCAGCCUUCCCAAAGAGUAUUAGCUUUGCUGUGGGGAUGGAUGGAGAGGAGAAGAACAGCCUGAUAGCCAAACAUCCUCCAAUGAAGCUAAAGCGACUGGAACCCUUGAACAUGCCGAUACUAACCCCGGAGCUUCUAAAAGAAAAACAAAGGAUUGCAGAUGAAAAACGUGAUAAGGAAUUGCAACGUAAAGUGAGUGCUUCAAGAAAGUCUUCUAAGCGACGACGAGAGCUGAUGGCAGCUAAAGAUUUUGAAUUACAACAAUUGCAGGAACAAGAACAGUCGAAAAUGCAGUCGGCGGAGACAUUACGACUUGCAAAACUGAAUGAAAUAAAAGAGAAACAGAAAAUACGAGAAGAACGUGCCAAGAGGGCCAGGGAAAAGGCCCAACGAAUGAAGCAAGCUGAACAAGCAGACCUAGGCAUUUUGGAGGUAGAAAAAGAUGACCAUUAUAACGCUGACGAUGUCGAUUCCUGGUUAGAUGGCGACAACAAUAAUGCAAGAGAAGACCAAUCUGAUAUGGGCGACAGAGUUUACUCAGGAGGACGAUGUAGUCCUCAGAAGCAGAUGCAAGAUACGACUAGUCACCGUUACCCCAGUGCUAGUACCGUAGAUAGUUUCGACAAUGCUUAUAACAGAAAACCGCCCAGUGCAUCAGCACCUCGCCAGACACAGCUACCAGAAGAGACGGACGACUUCUUCGAUUCCUGACACUAAAUGGUGUCACACAAUAGAGUAUAUUAUAAUUUGUUAAAGUGUCAUAUUGCUCAACUGAAAGGAACAUCCUUUUCUGGCCCUGCUCACAUAAUAAAAGUUUCUGAUUCCAAGGUAGGAUAAUCAUAAUAUUUUUAGUCGUUUUUUAAAGAAAUAGUUAUUGAGAUUUUUUUCGAUGAAAUGUUUAUAUGAUAGCAACGGAUAUGUAUCGGUAAGUACGCGUAUGUAAUUAUUGAAGGAAUGAUUUCCGGUCUAUGUAAAUAAUCAUCAAUUUGAGUUCUUAUCGUCAGAACAGUUUCUUACAUAACUAAAACAAUCUUGUAAUAUGUUUGUUUUCUUAACAUAACAUAGCUGGAUAAUUCUUUUUCAUUAUCAUUUCAGUUGGAAAUAUUUCGUUUAAACCAUUGCAAGUAUAUAUCUACAAAUUCAUGCAGAUUAAGCCACGCUUAAGAAUUAAAAUAUCAGCAAAUCUUAUUGUUUUAUACGUAUGCACUUGGGCGUCAGACGCCAGAAGAUGUUGGUCUAUAACAAAAAGAGUAAACUAAUACCGUUAGUAUGGAAACACGUUAUAAAUGACAACCAAACUUUUGAUUGUUUGAUAAAGCUAUACAUGUUCAGUUGCAAAUUUAGGUCAAAGAGUUUUCCCUGACUAUCCUAUGGACAUCAUAUGGUAUCAAGUCAUGUAAAGUAAUUUGAUAAAAUGUUGAGGUUAAGUAUAACGUCUAAGGUAUAAAAAAUGUUUCAAGAUGUAAUAGUAUGGAAUAUUUAAGUCUUUUAUCCUGAUUAAAUGCAUGUUUCUGAUAAAUCCUGAUUUCAACAGUAAAACAGUGAAUACAUCAAUAAAAUAAAUAAAAUGAACGAAUUAUAUCAAUAUAUACCUAACGCUUUUGUGACAUAUUGAUAUGCUACUUUUCUAAGAAAAAUGGGAUAAACUGUUGAGCUGGGAUCAACUGUAGUAAGAGACAUUUUGUUUCAGAGGUUGUAAAUAAUAUGAUAUGCCUCUGAUGUAUCUAUGUUUAUUAGCCUUCGGAAGUGCCUGUAUUACCACAGACUCUUUGAUAUGAUAGCCAAGUUAUUUGGACGAGUGCGAUUUGUGAGUGUAUUUAUAAGGUGGAGUAAGAGUACAAGAUGAUACAGUAUUAAAACUUGGAACAUGAAGCCAGUGUUUAUGUGAGUGUUUGUAAAUCAGGUUGAAUUGUGAUUUUAGAUAUCAGCAUGUUCGUUGAUAAUAUUGAUUUUUUCUCUGGUAUAAAUAUUUCAUUUUAAUUCUUAUUCAAUUGUGGAAUAUUUGUACUAUAUCUGUCAGUUUAUCUUACAUUCACUGCCUGGCGCCAGAACAAUGAUUGUUUUCUUGCACCUUAUACAGAGUUUUAACAAUAAAACAAUUAGGUGAUUAACGUAAUGGCAACACUAAAGAGAUAGUUAUAUUACUCUAUUCACUUACAUAAAUAUAACAGAAAGAUUGUGCUAAUACACAAUGCAGUCAAAACAAUUAUUUGCAGUCAAGACGGCGGGUUUUAAACUCGAGAAACUGUCUUCUAGAAAUCACUUAUGUAAUAUAAACAAUUUGCACAUCAUUAACUUUCCUUUAUAAGUAAACUUCAUUGAAGAAGAAUGGAGUAUUAUAGUGAUUACGUGGUUUGUACACAGCAGAAAUUAUGAUAAUUGGACAUCAGGAAAAGCAUAACUAAUUAGGUUUAUGCGUAGUUUCUCACGUCACCUGUCUAUUUCAAUUAUCUGUCUUUUAUUAUCUUCGUGUUAAUGACAAUGACAAUGUUUAGAUUAAAACCUGUGAUAACGAAGUACAAUGGCAUCUUUCAACAAGUAAAUCAGAUAUCCAGACUUUCUAUUUUUCUCUAGGGACCUGAACAAUGAUAUUAGUGUACCUUGAUAUUUCGACACCGCGAUAUGAUGAAAAUCGACUGUCAAAAGUUACGUGUAUUUGAUCUGCCCAUGUUAUUUGUUUUAUCAUUGAUAAACACUAUACUGCCUAAAAUGUGUUAAUCAACAUUGCAUUGCAAUGAACUUUGAUUAUGUUUAGGAUUAUUAUAAAUAAGUAGUUAUUAGUGUACAUAUUUAAUUUAUUUUCCAUACACACGUGUUUCCUAAAGUACACACUUAAUAGUGUUCAUACGCGUCCACAUUGUAUGACAUUUAUAACCUCAUUAUCAAAUUGUGGCAAUUCCAUAGAUUAGGUUUGACUUAUUUGAUUCAAUUGAUAUGGUGCUUUGUAUUUAUAUAUUAUUGUCAAAGUUAUUACUUUAGAUAGGUGUGUGCAUUUCUGUGUUGAAGUGAUCUUGUCAAAUUGUUUAGUCUAACUUAUAAAUCGUAUAAUAGGGCUUUUGUAGUAGUCAAUUUUCAGACCAAUUUUGUCUAUGCUUUUUAACUGCAAAUAUAAAAUACGAAAAAAACA